AUGUCUGCGAGAAACGGAACCACCAAGACACCAUGGAGGCCGGCGGCUAAUAUCCUAAGGGAUAUGAUACAUGAUCCCGAAAAGCUGAUCAUCUGUCCCGGAGUGUAUGAUGGAUUGGAUGCCGGGCAUGAGGUCCUUUAUAUGGCCAUCACCAAGCGGUACGGACAUCUGCAGGGCAAGCUGCUAGUGUCUACGGAGGAGUAUCUGGCUCGAAUCAGAGCAGCGGUACUGGCGCGGGGGGAAACAGGGAGGGACCUGGUGAUUAUACCGCGCAGCAAUGCGCUGCAGAGCUUAGGGUUCGACGAGGCGGUGAAGAGGCUGAAGGGUGCAGUUGAAGCAGGUGCAGAUGUCGCGUUCCUGGAGGGCUUUACGACGGAGGAGCAGGGGAAGCUGGUCUGCGAAGCGCUCGCGCCGACGCCAUGCUUGGUCAACGUUGUCGAAGGAGGCGUCACGCCGCAGAUGAGUGCGACAGGCGCGAGGGAAGCGGGUUUUAGGAUUGUAAUUUGGCCUUGUUUGGCUAUGACGGAGGUGUAUAACUCGGUCAAGCGGGCGGCGGUGGAGCUCAAGGAGAAAGGGUUCUUCGUACACGGCGGGAAUGGUGCGGGACGUAUUAAGGACUUGUUCGAGGUGGCUGGCCUAGAGGAAUGUAUGACGUUUGAUGCGAAGGUUGCGGGGACUACUCCUAAGGAGAUCAUAUGA
This is a messenger RNA of Mytilinidion resinicola, 699 nucleotides long. RefSeq names its product Phosphoenolpyruvate/pyruvate domain-containing protein. Gene Ontology annotation, molecular function: catalytic activity. The coding region runs from base 1 to 699 and encodes 232 amino acids. NCBI's taxonomy places the organism in Eukaryota, Fungi, Ascomycota, Dothideomycetes, Mytilinidiales, Mytilinidiaceae. The transcript is spliced from 2 exons. The record is from RefSeq and is a predicted model, not a curated record.